AUGGAUUUGAUUCUGAGGGAGUCCUCGAUGGCGGUCAUUAGCUUGGAUCAAUUGGUGGGAAUGAGGCUCAGGAGACUUGGACCCCUUGACCUAGAGCCCGAAGAAUAUCUUCUUCGGCCAGCAGUAGUUGAAGAUGAUGGCGAAACCACAGUGGGAAGCCCGGCUCGUUCUGACGCAACCACGCUUACCAGAUCGACCAUAAGCAAGCUGGCCGAUCAACUUCUUCGUUUGCAUGUGGGUAAUGCCAGAAUCACCAAUUUUUUCAAGAAGGAUCUCGGCAGGGCCAGAAGAGGCGGCCAAAAGCCAAAGUCCGUAUCCCGAAGCGUCAAAAAGACGCAUGCAAAGUUGAAGAAGUCAAAGCAACUAAGCAUUCGGGACUACUUUUGUCCAAGCCGAUCAAACCAAAUGAACACCUCUCAGUAG
Molecule: messenger RNA, 423 nt
Organism: Durusdinium trenchii
Lineage: Eukaryota; Dinophyceae; Suessiales; Symbiodiniaceae
Source: the annotation of a GenBank genome assembly